This is a messenger RNA of Bradysia coprophila, 1230 nucleotides long. RefSeq lists its product as uncharacterized. The record is from RefSeq and is a predicted model, not a curated record. NCBI's taxonomy places the organism in Eukaryota, Metazoa, Arthropoda, Insecta, Diptera, Sciaridae. Gene Ontology annotation, molecular function: sequence-specific DNA binding.
UAAAUUUAAUCGAUUUAAUCGCACACAUCGCACACGCACAUACCGAUGAUAAUCAUCACAGUAAACACAAGCGCCAGAGAUAAAUAUUUUUAUUUACAAACAAUAAUGAGCGUGAACGUUCGAGGAAAAUGCAACUCUUGCUGUGUACCAGGAUGUCAUUCCAAUACAACGCCUUCGUUUCGUAAUCGAGGAGGACGUAUCACCACAUUUAAACUGCCAAGAGAUGAGGCACGGCGUAAAGAAUGGAUCCAAGCGAUACCGAAGCGUAAAUAUCCACCAACAGUCAACCAUAAUGUGUGCAUCCUUCACUUCAACGAGGAGGACUUCUCUCGCAACAAUCGACGCAUUGAUCUAAAGAAAUCGGCAGUUCCAUCCAUAUUUCCGUUUGUGGAUGGUCAGACGAUGGACGAAAGUAGCGAUCUUUGCGAUGAGGUUUGGACGGAAUAUGUCGCACAUAAAAAGGAUGCUGUGAGCAGGACAUUGGACGGCAAUGUUGAAAAUGACAUUUCCACUUCAGCAUCAGACAUAGCUCGCAUUUUAAUUGAACGACUUCGUAUACCCGGCUCAAUGAACUUCGGAAUCGGCACUUCGGAGAUUUCUCUCCAACCGGACUCGGACAUUGAAUCCGAUACCUGCGAACCGAAAACAACAGCUGAGCAAAAACCAUCAAGAAAGAGAAUUCGAAAAUCAAUCAAAUCUGACGAUGAAGAAGGUGCUACCAGUGAUGAAUUCAACUUUGAUGGUAUCGACGCGACGUACUCUCCACUGGUUAGUGAAGACAAUAGCCGUAAACCGGUUGAAGUUAGUUGUAGCGAAUCAGUAGCCCCCGUUUCUGACAAUGAAGACAAAUUUGGUGCCAUGGUGAGCUCAAAGUUACUACUCAUGUCGCCGCUACAAAGACUGAUGUCGGAAAAGAUCAUAUCGGAAAUACUGCUCAAGGGUCAACUGGGGAUGUUAAAGAGUUCGUUCAGUCCAGUACUGGUUAAGGGUUACAUGAAAAAUGAUGCUGACACUACAGGGAGCACUUUCGCAACGACUGACUGUCUAUCACCGAUGUGUGAACACAGCAACGACAAAGACAGUGUCGACGAUUGUGAUCCGUUGAUGCCCAAAGUGGAACAAGAUAGAGUGCAAAACACAAAACCAUUUGAGUUUGUAAAGAACGAAUGUUGUUGGCCGGAUGAUGACGAAUUUUGAGGAAAAUAAAACGUUUCUGCCAAGUGAUUCUGC